UCCGUCCACAUCCACUUGCGUUUUUUGCGCCCUGCGAGCGGGAGAGCAGCAAUGUGAAACGGGAGCACAACAAAUACCGCCCACUACCACUACCAAUUCCCAUAUUCCCAUAUUCCGUGCUACUCCCAGCUCAGUUCGUGUCGUGUGAUCAAAGCUUUCGGUAAGGCUUCGGCUCCGCUUUGUGUAUCCACCUUAGGGGCUCUCUGCGGCGCUCGUUCUGCCUCUCACUCUCUCCCUCUCUCUCGUUUUUGGGGCUCAGCUCAGGGACAACAAAUGCGGUAAAAUGGCUUCUGCGUCGACGUCGACAUCCCUGCCGUUUCAGUUCUGAUUGGAGGUUCGUGCGCGGCGUUUCCUCAGCUGAUUUCGUUGCCUUUUGCCUUUUCGCAAUCCGCUUUCGGCUCCGUGUUCGCCUCGGUUGCCAAUUACGUGUAACCAACAACAACAACAGAAGAAACAGAAACAAAAACAACAAGUGCUCUCGAGUGUUGCAAGCCUUCUUCCGCCGAAGAAACCGCAAAACGGAUUACCAAGAAUCUACGUAGAAUUGCACGCUCUGGAAUAUAUGUUAUAGCAGCUGUCAGGCCCCAAGGAGUAAGAAUCCCAGCCCAGGACAACGAAAGGACCUUUGAUGCACACAGGGCAACCGAACCGCCCCACUUGCAUGAGGACAUAGACCGCGAUCGCACACUCACUCGCACAUCGCAUAGUGACGCAACCACAGCCUCCCAAUGAAGAUGGCAUCUCAACGCUUCUGCCUGCGGUGGAACAACCACCAGAGCAACCUCCUCUCCGUCUUCGACCAGCUGUUGCACGCAGAAACCUUCACAGAUGUGACGCUGGCCGUCGAGGGGCAAUACCUGAAGGCACACAAGAUGGUGCUAUCCGCCUGCAGUCCCUACUUCAAUGCGCUCUUUGUAAAUCACCCGGAAAAGCACCCGAUUGUCAUACUUAAGGAUGUGCCCUACUCGGACAUGAAGUCGUUGCUAGACUUCAUGUACAGGGGCGAGGUCUCAGUGGACCAGGAGCGACUCACUGCAUUCCUGCGCGUGGCCGAGAGCCUGCGCAUCAAGGGCCUCACCGAGGUCAACGACGAUAAGCCCUCGCCGGCAGCAGCAGCUACAGGAGCGGGCGCGGCGGGCUCUGAGAGCACACCCACUCCUCCCCAGCUGCAGCGCAUCCAGCCGUAUUUGGUGCCCCAGCGGAAUCGCUCGCAGGCCGGCGGUCUGCUGGCCAGUGCCGCCAACGCCGGAAACACGCCCACCCUGCCGGUGCAGCCAUCGCUACUCAGCUCGGCCCUGAUGCCCAAGCGAAAGAGGGGCAGACCACGGAAGCUAUCUGGCAGCUCGAACGGCACGGGGAACGACUACGACGACUUCGAUCGCGAGAACAUGAUGAACGACUCCUCCGAUCUGGGCAAUGGUAAACUGGGCAACGAGUCCUACUCUGGCAAUGACGAUGGAUCCGACGACAAUCAGCCGACUGCAGGACACACGGAUGAUCUAAAUGAAAGUCGCGAUUCUCUGCCCUCGAAACGAUCAAAGAACUCCAAGGAUCACCGCGUAGUGAGCCAGCAUGAAGACAACAGCACUUCCGACGGAAACGACAGCGACGGCGAAGGUCUGGACACAUCAUAUAUGGAACCCCAACUUAUGCUGGACGAAUAUGACGAGCCCGUAGAGUUCAAGUACAACCCGCUCACCGACAACAGCUCACCCACGCAGGACCAAACGGAUGGCAGCCACCUCAACGAGCAGGCGCGCCAACAAGCCUUCCUCAUCGCUGCCCAACGGAAGCACCAGGCGGAUACAGCAGCAGCGGCGGCGGCGGGCGGCGGACUCAAGCUUAAUAUUAUCGGAAUGGCGGCUGGUGGGGCGCAGGUUAAAAGCAUGGUCAGCAUACCCAAACUGACGCCCAUUGGCAAGGUCAACGCCGCCUCCACGCCACUGGUCUCGCCUGCCGGCUCAUUUUCCACGGCCUCGGUCAAGCCGCGCGUCCAAAAACGGCCAAAACUGGCCAAACAGAACGGCGAUGUAAAGCCGGCUGUGUUCUCCAGCCAGGAAUACCUCGACAUUUACAACAGCAACGACGGAUUCAAGUUAAAGGCCGCUGGUUUGAGCGGAAGCACGCCGAACCUGAGUGCUGGACUGGGAACUCCCUCCGUGAAGACCAAGCUGAAUCUGAGCAGCAAUGUGGGCGAGGGCGAGGCGGAGGGCUCAGUGAGGGACUACUGCACCAAAGAGGGCGAGCAUACGUACCGCUGCAAAGUCUGCUCCCGCGUCUACACGCACAUCAGCAACUUCUGCCGGCACUAUGUUACCUCCCACAAGCGAAAUGUGAAAGUGUACCCGUGUCCCUUCUGCUUUAAGGAGUUUACGCGCAAGGACAACAUGACGGCGCACGUGAAGAUCAUCCACAAAAUCGAGAAUCCCUCGACGGCGUUGGCCACAGUGGCGGCAGCGAAUUUAGCAGGCCAGCCACUGGGAAUUUCGGGUGCCUCGACGCCUCCGCCGCCGGAUCUGAGUGGUCAGAACUCAAAUCAGUCGCUGCCAGCCACCAGCAAUGCGCUAUCCACCUCCUCCUCCUCGUCGACGUCCUCGUCCAGCGGAUCCCUGGGUCCGAUGACGGCCUCCUCAGCACCGCCAGCACCAGCAGCUGCGGCGCAGUAAUCUCUAGACACCUCACACCAAGCCCAAAAAAGCACACACUCAAAGAAAUAGUGAAGGUUGAGGCACCCGCUAACGAUUGGAUGAAGCAUGUUGCAGCGCCAGGCGCUCGGAUUUUUUCGGGAUUUUGUUGUUGUUGGGGGGAGGGAAGUUAAAGUAGAUUUUUGUUGAUUUUGUUUUUAGUUUUUUACUUGGCUUCGAUGGAGCUGCAGAAAUCUCCAAGCCAGCAGACGUUUUUAUGUUGUGCAAUUUACCUUUUCAGUUACAAUUACAAUUACACUUAUUUUCUAAAGCCCUUUUCAAAGACCCGAUGAGAACACAAUGCUAAUUUAAUCCUACCAACUACCCUUAAGAUUUACGAUUAUUAUUUAUCCCCGAUCGCCGACCACUUGUCGAUCGUUUUUUAUUAGCGCGUAGUCAAAGGCUAACACUUUUCAAACCCAUCCAUUAGGGGUUGCCUUUUUAUUGGACACCAGAGCGGCCUUAUAUGAGUGUAUCCGGGCAAGAGUUACACUAAAAACCGAAACUAAACCUGCACUUUUAGAUAAUUAAACUAUAUAUACACACACGGAUAUGUUAUACAUAAUUAUAUAAAUAAUAUAUAUAAACAUUGAAUGGUAUGUCUAGCUGUAGUUCUAUUAAUUAAUUUAUCAAUAUCACUAUGUUCGAUAUGCUAAUGUUAAUGCUAUACAAUUAUUACAAGCCGAAAUCUGAGAAACGGAAACAGAAGCAGGAGAAUCAAUGUAAUGUUAAUCAUGCGAGAGGGAGCGCAGAUCUACCUUGUUGCCUUCAAAUGAAGCUAGUUAAAAGUUAAUCCCGGGUCUGGGUCAAGGUCGUUGGGCCCCCAGCACCCGUACACACCCUCACCCACACCGUUACCCCCCCCGUAACAUCCGAAACCCGGCGAAAGAUUGAAAAUGUUUCGCCGGGGUCGUCGAUAAAGUGUAACUACAGAUAGUAACAGCAACCAUAGUUGUAAUGAUAACGCUAAUAUUAAUGAGCAUAAAGUAAACCUAAUUUAUCUAUCAAACGAUUUAUGUUGUAUAUCGGAGGCUUAAAUUAUCGCCAAAGAAAAUGAAAAUCAAAAACAAAACAAAACAAAAAGCAGUUGAAUUCCAACAGUAACAACACAGAGCAGUCGCAGCAGACCACAGAAAACAGAGUGUAAAAUUGCAAGAUAUUGUUGUUAAUGCGAAACGAUCUCCAAACAAAAUAAAGAACUUGAAAAGUAGACAACACGUAAUUCCUCAGUCAAGUAAAACGUUCAAAUUUGUUGCAAUUCGAGAACUAAGAGACAUGAGAAACAUUCAAAAAAUUAUUAUAAUAUUAACUGCAAGCAACUGACAGGAACAGAAACAGAAAAAGAAAACAAAUUGAAACAAAAUUAAGCGCAAUCAAAUAAUAAACAAGCUGCGUACGCUAACUUAUUAAAUAAUUUUGUUUUUAAUUCUUUAUUUAGUGGUAGCUAGUGCAAUUUAGUUAGUAAGCCGCCGUCUCCCAAACACAGACUAACAUCAAAUAUCGCAAAUAUCGCAAAUAUAUUUCCACCCAAAACGAUCCAAUCUUCCAAACUUCUCUUUUGGCGUUAAUUUUAAACAAUCAAUCAAACAGGUCAUGCAUAUUUAUUUGUAUGUGUAUUGUUUGUACUAUAUUUUACUUUAUUUUUAGUCUACUUUUUUAUAUGAAUAUAUAUUUACAUAUAUUUUUGCAUUCAACAACUAUAAACCUUCAGCAAUUUUCUCGCUUUCAAACAAAAAUGUCCAAACUCGAAACCUGAACGAGGAAUAUAGCUACAUAUAUAGAGUCAUGCUUUGAUGCCCAAAGAAAAUGAAAGAUAAGAAUGAGAAUGAGAAUGAGAGAAUCGUAAUGCAAGGCAAAACUUCCAUGUGAAAAUGAGAAAAUUGUCUGGAAAUUGUUGGUAAACAUGGUUUCCGUUUAAAUUAGCUAAUUACGAAACACACACUUUACGAUAUAUCAUACGAUACGAUACGUUAAACAUAAUUACUAAAUAGUGAAAUAGUGAAUCACACGCAAUAUUAAUCAAGCAGAUCAUUUAUAUUAUCGUUUAAAACUGACCAACAGAAGAAAAAUAAAAUACACAAUGCAAAAAACACUCGAAACAAAAUCAGUUCUGAAACACAAAA
Molecule: messenger RNA, 4807 nt
Organism: Drosophila santomea
Lineage: Eukaryota; Metazoa; Arthropoda; Insecta; Diptera; Drosophilidae
Gene: ttk
Product: protein tramtrack, beta isoform
Exons: 5
Coding region: 729-2666 (645 amino acids)
Biological process (GO): regulation of transcription by RNA polymerase II
Cellular component (GO): nucleus
Molecular function (GO): protein binding
Source: RefSeq, a predicted model, not a curated record